Messenger RNA from Benincasa hispida (wax gourd), 1169 nucleotides. RefSeq names its product Rubber elongation factor protein (REF). NCBI's taxonomy places the organism in Eukaryota, Viridiplantae, Streptophyta, Magnoliopsida, Cucurbitales, Cucurbitaceae. The record is from RefSeq and is a predicted model, not a curated record.
AAAUCGAUCCAACCAACACAAACAAUAACGACUGCAAAUUGGCUGAAACGCCUUUAUAUAUAAACUACAAACCCCUUUUGAUCUUCGAUAUCUUUUAGAGAGGAAAAGGAGACUACUAAAUAGAGCAGCAAAUUUCCGGAGACCAACAUCACUAUGGAGAGCGAAAGCCAGAAUUUGGAGCUGAAGCAUCUAGGUUUUGUUAGGAUUGCGGUGAUUCAGACGAUUGUGUGUGUCACGAAUCUGUAUGAUUACGCGAAGCAGAACUCUGGACCUUUGAGAUCUGCGGUUGAAAGUGUGGAGAGCGCUGUUAACACUGUUGUAACUCCUGCUUACGAGAAGCUUCGAAUCGCACCUGAUGAUGUUCUUGUUUUUCUUGACGAGAAGGUUGACAAAGCUACACAUGAGUUUGAUAAGCGUGCUCCUCCUCUAGCAAAACAAGCAGUUCAAAUUACGCAGCAUUUUAUCCAAAAAGCUGCUAGAACUGGACAAGAACUUGUGAAUGAGUUUCAAACCGGCGGACCACGUGCAGCGUUUCACUAUGCCGGGAACGAGUACAAGCAGUUGGUUCUAGAUCAAGCGGUGAAGAUAUGGGCGGGGCUGAACCGGCUUCCAUCGUUCCACAAGUUUGCAGACAUGGCAUUGCCAACCACGGCUCAGUGGUUGGAGAGCUACAAUUGCAAGGUGAAAGAAAUGAGGCAGAAGGGAUACCAUGUCUUCGACUAUUGUCCCGAGGUUCCUGUGAGUAAGAUAGCAAAGGCGUUUAAGCAGGACGAGGGGAAGGAGAAGGAAGAAACACCUCCAACUACUUCUGAACAAGCUCCACCCAAGCACGAACCGGGUUCGGAUUCUGAUUCGGAUUCGGAUUCGGUUGCAGUUCCCAAUUAGGAAAUGGGUUUUAGUUUCAUAACUAAUCGUGUGGUUUGCAAGAUUGUAUGAUUCAUGAUGUACGAGCACAACAACGUUGAUGAAUAGCAGCUAUGGAAAUUUCAAGAAGUUUGUGAAGUCUUAAGAAGGCUGUAAAUGUGUGAAUGGCACUUGAUGUUGUUAUCGAAACUAGGGUGAUGUCUGUAUAUUAACUGAAGUUGUUUUAGACUGUUAUGAUUGCUUUUUAGGUUCCAUGUUUCUAGAGGAAGAUAAUAAAAUCAGCCCUGCUUACAAAUUGUUUGGAA